ACGUCACGCGCUACUGCAACCACACUUAAACACUCCUUUAAUUUCUUUCAAACUCCAAUUCGUUGAACUGUAAUGCAUGCAAUAGCUGCUAUUGAUAAUUAUGUAAAUGUAAUGUAAUUAGGACAGACGAUUAAUCCACGUGUCUCAGGGGUGGAGACGCGCGCGCCUACAGUCCCCUGAGAGCCGCAGGGCUUCAGACGCUCGCGGGGACCAAACACUCGGAACGAUCAUCAUGACAGCAAACCCCUCCGUCCUGCUGCUGCUCACGACACUGCUGCACACACCGCUGUGUCGCGGUGAAGACGUGCUCGUGAUGUCAGCAGAGCAGGAGAGCCAUAUCCCAGAAUCCUCUGCUGAGCUGAGCGUGGCGCGCAAGCAGAUCCUCUCGGCUCAGUUUGAGUGUUACCUAAAGAUCAUGUAUGAGCCGCCGCACAGAGACCCGGGCCCGUACUGUAACCGCACCUGGGAUGGUUGGCUCUGUUGGGAAGACUCCGCCCCCGGCACCGCCGUCCAGCUCUGUCCCGCCUACUUCCAGGACUUUGACCCAACCGAGAAAGUGACCAAAGUGUGCGACUCGGACGGUCAGUGGUUUCAUCAUCCGGAAAGCAACCGCCUGUGGUCCAAUUACACGCAGUGCUCAGCAUACACUAAACAGAAACUCGAGCUCAUGUUAGUGAAUUACUAUCUGGUGAUGGUGGGACAUGGGCUGUCCAUCAUAUCGCUGUUCAUCUCCAUCUGCAUCUUCUCACACUUCAAGUGUUUGAGCUGCCAGAGAAUCACUCUUCAUAAAAACUUGUUCACCUCCUUCAUCCUGAACUCGUUCGCCACCAUGGCCUGGUUCUACUUAAUCUUUGGAGACCAGAGACAAGACACCAGAAUGGAUUCGUCUCAGAUCGGCUGUAAGCUGCUGGCUAGUAUCAUGCAGUACACCUCCUGCUCCAACUACUUCUGGAUGCUGUGUGAGGGGAUCUACCUGCACACGCUCAUCGUCGUGGCCGUGUUCGUGGGAGAGCAGCAGCUGGUCUGGUAUUACGUCCUCGGCUGGGGUUUCCCAGUGAUCCCUGCGGUCCUGUAUGCUGUAGCCCGUCUGCUCUUCCACGAUGACAAGUGUUGGAUCAUGAAUAUAAACCUGCUGUACAUCAUACACAGCCCCAUACAAGUCGCUCUGCUGGUGAACCUGUUCUUCCUGCUGAACAUCGUGCGGGUGUUGAUCACCAAACUGCGGGUCACUCACUGCAUCGAGACUAACGUCUACAUGAAGGCGGUUCGCGCCACCAUCAUCCUGGUUCCUCUACUGGGUGCUCAGUUCAUCCUGGUGCCGCUGGGGCCCAGCGGACGCGUCUCUCGGGUCAUCUACGAGUUCUUCAUGAACGUCUUCGCCCAUUUCCAGGGUCUCCUGGUGGCUGUAAUCUUCUGCUUCUGUAAUGGAGAGGUGCAGUCUGCGCUGCGGCGUAAGUUUGCACAGUAUCGCGGUCAGUGGAUGUGCCGGCGUCUGGUGACCACUGACUCUCACUGUAACUACCACACAAACUUGUCCAUCACCGAGACCAGCCGCGUCACCAUCGGCCUCGAGCACGGCCCCGCCAACACCAGCGGCACUGAGCACGUACUCAACGGCCAGAGCAACGGCAGCGUCUGCUCCAAGAGCUGCGACGUGCUCGAGUCCACGGAAAUAUGAGCGUCUGUCUCAACAUGCGCACACAAUAUCACCAACACUACACAGCACUCCCAGCUAACACACAUGUUCUAAGAACGGUUUGCUAACAUUCAUAUUAAAGCUGCAGACUGUACGUUUUGCCUCUUUGUCGCCAUCUCUGUUUGAAACCUGCAAUUGCUGUUAUUUGCACAAUUAUCUUCUUUACGUGGGUUCGGCUCCAGCGCGGAUGAAUCUAAUGUUUUGAGAAGUAUGUUUGGCAGUCAGUCACCGCACUGGUGUGGAUCCUGUACUUCGGGAAUCACAGAUUCUAGCCUACGUCUUGGAAUAUAACCCAAAUAAGAAUUUUCACUGGAUAUU
This is a messenger RNA of Sinocyclocheilus grahami, 2014 nucleotides long. It is a transcript of the gene calcrl2, whose product is annotated as calcitonin receptor-like 2. Gene Ontology annotation, cellular component: plasma membrane. The transcript is spliced from 13 exons. NCBI's taxonomy places the organism in Eukaryota, Metazoa, Chordata, Actinopteri, Cypriniformes, Cyprinidae. The record is from RefSeq and is a predicted model, not a curated record. Gene Ontology annotation, molecular function: calcitonin gene-related peptide receptor activity; calcitonin receptor activity; adrenomedullin receptor activity. Gene Ontology annotation, biological process: angiogenesis; cell surface receptor signaling pathway; adenylate cyclase-activating G protein-coupled receptor signaling pathway. Bases 233 to 1678 code for a protein of 481 amino acids.